AUGUCAACGUCUUUCAAGCUCAAGGUGCCAGCGUCGAGUGCCAAUAUUGGACCUGGAUUCGAUGUGUUGGGUAUUGGUUUGAAUCUUUAUUUGGAAAUCGAGGUGAAGGUUGACCCAUCUGUGGAUACUAGUGCAGAUAAAUACAACGCCAAACUUAGUUACGAUGGAGAGGGAGCCGCUGGUGUUCCUUUGCAAAGUGAAAAGAACUUGGUGACACAAACUGCUAUGUACAUUUUAAGAUGUAAUGGAAUCGACAAGUUUCCUAACGGAACUCAAAUUUAUGUCAACAACCCAAUUCCUUUGGGAAGAGGAUUGGGAUCUUCAGGUGCAGCCAUUGUGGGAGGUAUAAUGUUGGGUAACGAGAUCGGAGGAUUCAAGUUGUCGAAGGAGCGUAUGCUUGACUAUGCUUUGCUAAUAGAAAGACACCCAGAUAACAUUGCUGCCGCUAUGUUGGGAGGAUUUGUGGGCUCCUACUUAAAUGAGUUGUCUGCCGAGGAGACUGAUGCUAAGAGUGUUCCUCUCGAGCAUAUUUUGCCCGAUGAGUUGACUCCUGUUGAAAAUCACGAGACCAGAGCUCCACCUUUUGAAAUUGCACAAUAUGUGCAAUACAACUGGAACAAACAAAUUCGCUGUGUCACUGUCAUUCCUAAAUUUGAGGUCAAGACAGACGACGCUAGGGCAGUCCUUCCUGAGCUGUACAACAAGGAGGACAUUGUGUUCAACUUGCAGAGAUUGGCUGUUUUGACCACCGCUUUAACUCUCGAGAAACCAAACCAUAAGAUGAUUUACGAGUCGAUGAGAGACAAGAUCCACCAACCAUACCGUGCGCUGCUCAUUCCAGGUUUGACCCGUGUGUUAGAAGAAGUCACUCCUACUAGUGACCCAGGCUUGUGUGGAAUCUGUUUGUCUGGAGCUGGUCCUACCAUCUUGUGUUUGGCUACUGAGAAUUUUGAGCAGAUUGCAGACAGUGUUAUUGGCAUCUUCAAGGAGAAUGGUGUGGAGUGCUCGUGGAAGCUCUUAGAUUUGGCUUACGAGGGUGCCACGGUUGAAUAG
Messenger RNA from Sungouiella intermedia, 1053 nucleotides. The record is from the annotation of a GenBank genome assembly. NCBI's taxonomy places the organism in Eukaryota, Fungi, Ascomycota, Pichiomycetes, Serinales, Metschnikowiaceae.